Molecule: messenger RNA, 208 nt
Organism: Rhizopus microsporus ATCC 52813
Lineage: Eukaryota; Fungi; Mucoromycota; Mucoromycetes; Mucorales; Rhizopodaceae
Exons: 1
Coding region: 10-174 (54 amino acids)
Source: RefSeq, a predicted model, not a curated record
CUGAGACGGAUGCUCUACGGAGCAACAUUUUUUUUGUUUUUUUUCGAAGGUGAUGAUGUCGGCAUAACGCAAGAAUUCUUAUUUCACGACGUCAGUUAUUCAAGGAACGUUGCUGUUGAUUUUUCUUUAACUUUGAUUACUGAAGCGAAUUCGGUUCAAAUCUUUCACUUUUGAAAAGUCAAUCAUUCAACAACUGAGUCAAUUAGCC